UUUGGACUAUCCGCUUCAAGAUUUUAAAAACCAUCAGUGGUAAACAGAGAGUGCACAUUUAAGGAAGGGUGCUGGCAAACGAGGCCACCAUCGUUUGCGUCUUUAAUUUGUUUGUGGAUUUCUUGUCACCGACUACUCCUUUCGAGCCCGUCCUCCCCAUACUUCCCCCCUUGAGAGAGAAAUAGAGAGGCAGGGAAGAAGCUGUUUCUGGAUCAUCAUCUUCGUUAAUCAUCACCGGCAUCAAUGGAGAAGCACAAGUGCAAGAUAUGCAACAGGCGUUUCUCGAACGGCAGAGCAUUGGGGGGUCACAUGAGGUCUCACAUGGCGAAACUCCCAAUUCCUCCCAAGACCCAGAAGCCCGAUGAACCCAGAGACCCCUCGGACACGCCUCCGUCCGAGCUCUCUUUCAUGGCGGAUUCUGUUUCUGCAGUUCACGACAGGGAGAGCGAGGCAGAGUCGUCCCGCACCCCCGCCCAGAAGCGCCCCAAAUGGGCUCAUAGAUCGGCUGAGCAGGGGAGCUCUGUUUCCGACACAACCCCUGAAGAAGAAGUUGCUCUCUGUCUCAUGAUGCUCUCCAGAGACAAAUGGACAAUCCCGAUGAAAGAACAGGAAGAAGAAGAGGAAGAAGAGGAAGAAGAUGAGGAAGAAGAAGAGGAAGAGAAGCCCAAGAUGGGAUUUAAAGAUGAGAACUUUAGCAGGAAGCAGAGCACAAAAGCAAGGAGCACAGCCAUGUACAGAUGCAAUACAUGUAAGAAGCUGUUCAGAUCUUAUCAGGCACUGGGGGGUCACAGGGCAAGCCACAAGAAGAUCAGGGUUCAGUCCAUUGGCGAAGAGGCUGGGCCAAGUGGGUUUGGUGAAAAUGGCAAUAACAAUUCUAUGGAUCACAGAACCUUUGAAUGUUCAUUCUGCUUCAAGGUUUUUGACUCAGGCCAAGCUUUGGGUGGGCACAAGAAAGUUCACUUCUCCAAUGCAGCCACUGCAAGUAGUUCAGCCAGGACUGUUCCAAAGAUCAUAGAUCUCAAUUUGCCUGCUCCUCAGGAUGAUGAUGAUAUAAGCCACAUCGAGCUUUCUGCAGUCUCGGAUGCAGCCAUGCAUCACCCGUUGAUCAUAUGAGCAGCAAUUAUCAAAUCGCAGGAGUGAAAAGUUCAAGUUUUUUCGUGAUAAUUUAGAGGUAUGCCUUCAAUUUUUGUGUAUAUCCAAUCCAAUCCAAUCCAAUCCAAUCCAAUCUGGUGUGAGAUUGCUUCAUAGAUCAAAGUUUUAGCAACUUGGGAUAAGUGGUUUAUGUUAAUUUGCUCUCUAUCUCCAUCGUGAUCAUGACCAUGACUAUGACCGUGACCAUGACCAUAUCUUCUUCUUGCUGUUGUUGUUCUUCAUUUUGUUUAUUCUCCUAGUAAUGCUUGCCAGAAAUCCAUGACUCUGCAAUGGCCAAUAGCCAUAGUCAAUGGCUCUUAAAGACUGCAAUUAGAGGCUGAUUUAGUGCAUCCAUUAAUGGAGAUAAAAAAGGGAAUGGUCGUGAAUUCUAAAAUAUUAUUUUAAUGCACCCAUUUACUCUCGUUAAAGAUUAA
This is a messenger RNA of Malania oleifera, 1565 nucleotides long. Its product is annotated as zinc finger protein ZAT9-like. Gene Ontology annotation, biological process: regulation of DNA-templated transcription. The coding region runs from base 244 to 1113 and encodes 289 amino acids. Lineage: Eukaryota; Viridiplantae; Streptophyta; Magnoliopsida; Santalales; Ximeniaceae. The record is from RefSeq and is a predicted model, not a curated record. The transcript has a single exon.